GCUAUGGCUCGAUCAUUGCUAGGAGUGGUACGCGGAGCUCCCAGAGACCGUUCGUGAUCUGGUUGACCAGGCAGGGUUCGGACCCUUUUGCGCAGGGAUAUCACGUUAUCCGGCGAGUCGGACCUUGAUGGGGGCCCUCAUGGAGAAAUGGUUGGACACCACCAACUCCUUCCAUUUUUCAGCUACCGGAGAUAUGACGAUGACCCCGUUUGACUUUGCGAUGCUGACUGGCCUUGAUGCGGCCGGCCGACCGGUCCUCUAUGACAAGGACAUGGGCGAGUGAGAGGCCGCUUGGAUCUAUCUGUUGGGAGUUUGCCCACCUAUUGACAGAUCUUCGGGCAGAGUGAGGUACACUUGGUUUUCCACACAUUUCAGAGAGACUGUGCUCGAGACUCUCGAGGAGAUAGAGCAGUACACUCGAGGGUUUUUGAUGUUCCUUCUGGGGACCACUUUGUUCUCUGACAGGGGGAACACAGUUGGACUGUAUUUGCUCAGUGCUCUAGUGGACCUAUCACAGGUCAGUCAGUACGACUAGGGUGGCGUUGGCCUUACUACCCUUUAUUGUUACAUGAGUGCGACCUCCCGCGGGCGGGGGAACAUAGUCGGCGGCUAUUGGAGAGCCUGGGAGUUAUGGGUUUUCGCGUACUUUCCGACGCUAGCCCCGGAGCUCGAGGUGGAGGCUCCUCUUGUGAUUCCUUACUCGCUCGUAUUUGAGGGCCAGUACCGGCCGAGGGCCCGAGAGACUCUGCCCUUCUUGCGACAGUUCUUUGACACGGUGCCGGCGAACGAGGUCACCUGGCAGCCCUGGGCGCCCUUGGGUGGAGAUACCCGAUUUCAGUUUCCUGGGGAUUGGGCCGCUUCUCAGUACAGGAUCCUAUUUAAGGGGCCGGCUAGCAGGGCCUGGUUUCUGGGGGACCGUUUUCUGCGUCAGACGAUGGGCUACCCCGAGCAGAGUGUCCCCACAGCACCUUCGGACGAUAUGCGGUCCACUGAGAGACUCACUCCCCAGGAGGUUGAUUUGGCUAUGAUGGACACCGAUGUAACUCUACAUUUGGAGGAGGGAGAGUACGCGACCUACCGUCAUACAUACCUGAUGCCCCCAUUGACAGGUGUCCGUACUCCCACGAAGAGGUCUGCUGGCAUGCCAUCGUCGAGUCGAGCCCAGGCUGUAGGUGCCCCUUCGACUAGCAGGGCCAGCACGUCGAGAGGUGGGGCUGGACUGGUUCCCCCGAUUCCUCCGACUUAUCAUCACGCCGAAUGGCCAGAUAUUCUGAUUGAGUUGACAGGAUGGCGAUACAGGACAUCUUACCCGAUUCCAAUAGAGCCUCCCAUGCUCGAUCACUGAUACGUCAGACCCUGACUCGCCACCAGUAUGCUUUAUAGUUUUGAUUUAUCACUAAGAUAUUUGGAGAUUCAUUCAUUCACUGAUAUCUUGCAUUUGCAUCUAUAGCCUCCCAGCGAGUAUACUGAGGGGUUUCUCGGGUUGGUGGCCUCACUCGAGGGCAUGGUCUUGCGGAGAGAGACGCAGCUGUUCAUUGUCGGUGUUUCGAUGCCUCCGCUACAGACUGAGCCACAGGUUGGGCCAUCCAGGCCUUCUCGGGGAGCUGGGAGAGGGGGUUCGACUCACAGCCGAGGCGGACACAGAGCGCCUAUCAUAGAGGAGGAGUCCAGCGAGGAGGAGGAGCCUGCCUAUCCCCAGUCAAAGACAUCCGCAGACAGAAAGGGUGACUCUGGUUCCGAUUCUAGUAGUGGAGAUGAUGCCGAGGAGGGUUCCGAGGACGGCGGCUUCGAUUCAGAUGAUGAUGAUGGUGCAGAGGUUGUUCCGCAGAAGAGGACGAAGAGGGCCUCUUAUUCCUAUUCUUGAUAGCACUGAUGCAGUUGUUCCUGAUUUAUUUGCCUUUUUA
Molecule: messenger RNA, 1904 nt
Organism: Camellia sinensis
Lineage: Eukaryota; Viridiplantae; Streptophyta; Magnoliopsida; Ericales; Theaceae
Source: RefSeq, a predicted model, not a curated record